This is a messenger RNA of Scophthalmus maximus (turbot), 10006 nucleotides long. It is a transcript of the gene ranbp2, whose product is annotated as RAN binding protein 2. The coding region runs from base 152 to 9280 and encodes 3042 amino acids. Gene Ontology annotation, cellular component: cytoplasm; nuclear pore. Gene Ontology annotation, molecular function: GTPase activator activity; protein binding; peptidyl-prolyl cis-trans isomerase activity. The transcript is spliced from 29 exons. Gene Ontology annotation, biological process: protein peptidyl-prolyl isomerization; NLS-bearing protein import into nucleus. The record is from RefSeq and is a predicted model, not a curated record. Lineage: Eukaryota; Metazoa; Chordata; Actinopteri; Pleuronectiformes; Scophthalmidae.
UGGAUUUGAGACUGCGCACCAUCGCCAUGGGCAGUCAACGCUGAGGAGUGACAGUCGAGCCGAUAUUAAUGCCAUUUUUUAAAACAAAAAUAUACAUAUAGUUUGUGAAUUGCCGGCGUUGUAUGAACCUUAGUCCGCUGUCUCUGGAGCCAUGCGGCGGAGUAAGGCUGAAGUGGACCGCUACGUCUCCUCCGUACAGAGUUCUUCUCCCUCACUCAAAGAGAAGCCAGUCAAAGGGUUUUUAUUUGCUAAGUUGUACUUUGAAGCAAAGGAGUAUGAACUUGCCAAAAGACAUGUAUCAGGGUAUCUCAAAGUCCAGCAGAGGGAUCCCAAAGCACACAAAUUCCUUGGACAGCUCUACGAAAGAGAAGGAGACGUCAGCAAGGCCGUGGGGUGUUACAAGCGGUCAGUGGACUUGAACCCCGCCCAGAGGGACCUGGUGUUGAAGGUGGCUGAGUUGCUGGUUAGUCAGGAGGAAAGCGACAGCAGAGCAGAGUUCUGGGUGGAGAAAGCUGCAAAGCUUCUGCCAGGGAACCCUGCCGUCUUCAACCUAAAGGAGCGUCUAUUGAGUCGUCAGGGUCAGCAGGGAUGGAACCGCCUGUUCGACCUCCUCCAGGCCGAGCUGGCGGCGAGGCCGGGUGAUGCGCAUGUGAACGUGAAGCUGGUCCAGCUGUUCUGUCAGGAUGGUCGACUGGAGGAGGCCAUCAAGCAUUGCCUGGCUGCUGAGAAAAGGGGCGUGCUUAGCCACAGUCUGGACUGGUACACAGUGGUGGUGCGCACACUGCAGGAAUAUUUGGCUCAGCCCAGCAUAUCUAGCAAUGAAAAGAUGUGUCGGCGACUCCAGAGGGAGCUGCUAUUGGCCCACUGCAGCCUGCUGAGAAUCACACUGUCUGAGAGCAUCCUGCAGCCCAGUGUCGAUGCACUCAGAGGUUUUGACCAAGCAAUGCAGACUCUGAGCAGCGUCGCAGGCCGCCACACAGACGACCUCUGUGAGGUGUUUGUGGAGAUGAGAGGUCACCUGUACCUCCAUGCUGCCACACUGCUGUUGAAGCUGGCUCAGGAUCGCCAGCAGACUUGGAGGGUUGUCAUCGACCUGGCUGCACUGUGCUACCUGCUAGCAUACCAGGUUCCCAGACCAAAGCCUAAAGUGAGCAAAAGAGACCAGUCGGCCCCACAGCUACUGGAGCUGCUGGCCAACGACCGACAGAGUCAGGCUGGACACAUGUUGCUCAAUCUGAGCACCGAUGCAUCCACCUUAAUCAGAGAGGUGGUGGAGGCAUUUGGGAACCGUAGUGGUCAGGACUCGCUGUUCGAACUCCUGUUUGGACCUCAGGCCACCACUGGAUCUUCAUUUAUUGCAAAUGAUGACAUUCGUUCCAUCAACACAACAGUUCCAGAACUGUCUCAACUAGCCAAAUGGGACACUGGCUCCAUCCUACUACAUGCUGGUGACUUACAACAUCUGAGCUGGUUGGGGCUGCAGUGGACACUACUGGCACAAAGACCGGCCCUGCGGGAUUGGCUAGCACAGCUAUUUCCUAGGCUAACCCUGGAAACCUCCAAACUGGACACAAAUGCACCUGAGUCCAUCUGCCUACUGGACCUGGAGGUGUUUUUACAUGGCGUGGUGUUCUGUAGCCACUGUCAGCUCCAGGAGACGGCGAAGAUCAGCAAUGGAAUGAACCAACAGCAGCAGCUCUACGAGCCUCGAUGCCUUCCGCUUCCUCUCCUUCGCCUCUUGACCACUGACAGGCAGAGGGAGUUGUGGGACGCCAUCUACAGCCUCAUUCACAAACAAGCAGCCCCAAGCAUGUCAGCCAAGCUACGGAUGGUUGUGCAGCAUGGACUGAGCACUCUGAGGGCCGGAGAGAAACAUGGGCUUCAACCAGCACUGGCCAUCCACUGGGCUCAGACUCUAAGCCAGACGGGUGAUGGAGUGAACUCCUACUACGACCAGAAGGAGUACAUCGGCCGCAGCGUCCACUACUGGAAAGUCGUCCUCCCACUGUUGGAAAGGAUCAAAAACCGACGCAGUAUACCCGAACCCCUCGAACCCCUCUUCUUACACUUUCCCUCUAAAGAUGUCCAGAUUUCUUCUGUGAAAGGUUAUGAAGAGGAGUUCAAGAUCGUAUGUGCAGCUCUCCUUGACAUUGAAGGCAGGACAGAAGAGGCCAUCGCUACCUUGGAGACCAUCAAUAACAUGUCAUCCAUCUGGCAUUUGGCUCAGAUCUACCAGCGGCUGUCAGAGGAGGCCAGCAAUGGGGUUGAGGAGACCCAAGACAGGUGCAUCACUUUCCUGAGAAAGUUCAGGAUCUACCUUUGUAAGAUCUACAAUGCCAAUGCUGAUGACAUUGAUAAGCUGCCUGUGUCCAUGGAGGAAGUUGUAGAUCUCCUGAAUGAUGUGAACCAGCAGCUUGGGGAGAGUGGGGAUGCCAUGGAUGAAGAGGAGGAGAAAGAGGAGGGCCGAAGAGGACCGGCCCACUCUAGCCCUGCUCACCCCACAGAAGCCAGUGCCACAAUAUCCCACAUUAAGUUUUCCACUCCCUCUCCGAACAAAAGCAUGGUCUCUCCCUCCAAAAGACUGAUUUCUCCCAAGACACCACCUCAUUGGGUGGAGGACCAGAAAAGUCUCCUUCAGAUGCUGUGUCAGCAAGUUGAAGCACUCAAGAAUGAAGUUCAUGAUCUGAGACACAACGCCUCAGGGAAUGCAGGCUCCCCUCAUCACAAGCUGUAUGGGGACAGCUACGGGGCAGAGGGCCUACAGGAGUCUUUUACCCCAGUCCAGUCGUACCAUGGUGCCCCCCUAACAGUUGCCACCACAGGCCCCUCUGUGUACUACAACCAGUCUCCAGCUUAUAACUCCCAGUAUCUCCUGCGCACAGCAGCAAACGUAACCCCCACCAAGGGCCCAAUGUAUGGUGUGAACCGUAUGCCACCUCAGCAGCAUAUGUAUGCGUACCAGCCGCCCACUCACACUCCUCCAUUGCAAACAGCCCAAGCCUGCAUUUACCCUCCUCAAGAACAAGUCUUUGGCACUCCUCUGCGAUUUGAAUCACCAGCCACAAGCCUUCUUUCCCCAUAUAGUGAAGAAUAUUAUGGCCAGAGUGUAACCCAACAAACCACUAACCCUCCUCUACCUGAACCUGGUUACUUCACCAAGCCGUCUGUAGCCCCUGUUCAGCCACCAAAGAUAGAGGGGAAGCCUAUGGACUUAGGGAAGCUGUCCUUCAGCCAGCACGCACCUGCUGAAGUCCCCAAAGUGCCAAGUUUCGGAGCUGGGGCAAUUGCCCAAUCAACACCUUCAGCUGCUUUUAAAUUCAACUCCAACUUUAAAUCCAACGAUGGAGAUUUCACUUUCUCCGGUUCUCAGGCCAAGCACAGUGAAAGUCUGCUUGGUCUUCUUACAUCGGACAUUCCCACUAAAACAAAUGCUAUUCCAGAGGAGCCUCCAGCUCAGGAACAGCACUCUAACCAAUCUGGCAUUUUCACCUUUGGCACUAAAGGAGCCACUGGCUUCUCCUUUGUUGAUCCUGCGCAGAACGCUGCAACUGGAGGUCUGUUUGGAAAGGUGGACCAGCCAUUUAAAUUUGGGGAUGUUGCUAAGCCAGUGUUUGGGUUACCCAGUUAUGGAGCAGAAGCAGAAAAGGCAGCAGAGAGCGAUAAUGACAGCACUCAUGUUGAGGAGGAUGAGGAUGGUCCUCAUUUUGAACCCAUUGUACCUCUUCCUGAUAAAGUAGAUGUGAAAACCGGUGAGGAAGAGGAGGAGGAGAUGUUUUGCAACAGGGCAAAGCUGUAUCGAUUUGACACUGAGACAAAAGAGUGGAAGGAGCGGGGAAUUGGCAAUGUUAAAAUCCUAAAACACAGCACUAAGGGGAAGGUCCGCCUCUUAAUGAGAAGAGAACAAGUCCUCAAGAUCUGUGCCAAUCACUACAUCACCGCUGAUAUGCUACUGAAACCGAAUGCAGGCUCUGACAAAUCCUGGGUCUGGAAUGCCAUUGAUUAUGCGGAUGAAGAGCCUAAGCCUGAGCAGCUGGCCAUCCGCUUUAAAACAGUAGAUGAAGCAUUACUUUUCAAAGAUAAGUUUGAGGAGGCCCAGAAAGUUGUAGUCAAAUCACCGGAAAAGCACAGUCAACCGGAGAAGAAAGAGGAAAGCAUAAAAGGUUCUGAAUCACUGGCAGCCCAGUUUGCACUUAAAGACGGGGAGUGGGAUUGCACAGUGUGCUGUGUAAGAAAUAAACCCUUGGAUAUUAGAUGUGUUGCAUGUCAAAGUGCGAAUCCCAAUUCUUCAUCAAAACCAGACAUUCAGGCUCCUGGUGAAACCAAAGCCAGUCCCUUUACUUUCAAAUUCGGGACUGAUUCAACAAACUCCAGUAGUUCGGGCUCUACAUUUUCUGGAUUUGGUGCGUUUGGGGCCUCUAUACCCUCUUCAUUUACGUUUGGGACCGGCGCUUCGAAAUCUGCUGACACAGUAACCAGUGCAUUUGGUUCUUCUUUCGGGGCUCAGUUUGGAAAGAAGCCAGGGCAGUGGGACUGUGACAUAUGUGAAGUAAGAAACAAGGCCUCUGCAGACAGUUGUGUUUCUUGCAAAGCUCAUAAAGCCUCAGCUAAAACAACUGUGACAGCACAAACCGAACCAGCUGCAGAGGCACCUGCUGCGCAGCCCUCUGCAUGUGCAGCGAAGUCUGGGUUUGGUGGACAGUUUAGCAAGAAGCCUGGGCAGUGGGACUGCGACGUAUGUGAAGUAAGAAAUGAAGCCUCUGUUGACAAAUGUGUCGCCUGUCAAAGCCCCAAUCCUGCUGCUAAAUCAACCAAGGGGAUUUCAGUGGCAUCAAAUCUGCCAGCAGGGUCAGGAUUUGGGGCUGGUUUUGCAAAGAAUGAUGAGCAGUGGGACUGCAAUGCCUGUCUGGUCCGAAAUGAUGCACCGGCUACUAAAUGCGUUGCCUGCCACACCCCACUUGAGACUCCCUCUUUAGAAGACAUGUUUGCCAAGAAGGAUGGAGAAUGGGAUUGUGACACGUGUCUGGUGAGAAACAAGGCCUCUGUCAACAAGUGUUUGGCUUGUCAGACACCAAAUCCCAAUGCUAAAAGCACAACUAGCUCUGCUCCCUCAGCCUCCACUUUCAGCUUUAACUUUGGAACCAAGGGUUCAUCAAGUCAACCCACUGAAACUGGAUUCACAAUGCCUUUUGGAACUGGCAGCACUUUUCAGUUUGGUCAUAACAAAGAUAAAAGCUCAGCUCCUUCCUUCAAGUUUGAAACUCCUCAGUCUGGAUCUAGCACCAGUGCAAGUACCAGUGCCAGUACCAGUGCUUCAGGCUUCUCUUUCUCAAUGCCCAUUCCAGCUGGUGGUUUCAAGUUUGGCAUUCAGGACACUGAAAAAGACCCCCCCACAACUGAAAAUCAAACCCCUCCAUCAGGGUCUGCCUCCAGUUUUCUUAAAAGCAUAGCUGACAAACACAACGAGAAACAAGACACGUCUACACCCUCAGUGGACCAAACGGAAGUAGAUGAAAAUCCAUUAGUUUCUGGAAAAAACCCUGCAUUUAGUUUUGCUGACCUGGCACAGUCCUCUGGCGCAGACUUCCAAUUUGGCCAGAAAGACCCAGAUUUCAAAGGUUUCUCUGGGGCUGGUAAGCAGUUGUUCACAUCAUUUCAGGCUACUCCCACCAAGACGGAUGCCUCAAAUGACCUGGAGGAUGACGACAUGUAUAAGACAGAGGAAAAUGACGAUAUUCAGUUUGAACCAGUGGUUCAGAUGCCCGAUAAGGUGGACCUGGUGACUGGGGAGGAGGAUGAACAGGUUCUUUAUUCUCAGCGCGUCAAACUGUUCAGAUUUGACACCGACACCAGUCAGUGGAAAGAGCGAGGUGUGGGAACCCUCAAAUUCCUGAAACACGGCAGUAAUGGCAGACUCAGGGUGCUCAUGAGAAGAGAACAGGUUCUGAAGGUGUGCGCCAACCACUGGAUCACCACCACUAUGAAUCUUAAGCCCUUGUCGGGAUCAGAUAAAGCAUGGAUCUGGAUGGCCAACGACUUCUCUGAUGGAGAUGCUAAACUCGAACAGUUGGCUGCCAAGUUUAAAAGCCCAGAGCUUGCUGAGGAGUUUAAAGAAAAGUUUGAAGAAUGCCAGAGACUUCUUUUGGACAUCCCCCUACAAACACCCCACAAGCUCGUUGACACGGGUAGAACUGCCCAUCUCAUUCAGAAAGCAGAGGAAAUGAAGUCUGGUUUGAAGGACCUGAAGUUCUUUUUGACGGACGAGAAAACUAAAAUCAAAGAUGAUGACAACCAGGGAGGGAUUACAACAUCAGGGGAUGUUUCAAGCCUCGUAAUCAAGGCUCACAGUGAAACUACUGGCCCCACAUUGGAGUGGGAUAACUACGACCUACGCGAAGAGGCUUUAGAUGAUACUGUUGACUCGUCAGUCUAUGCCUCUCCCAUUGCCAGCAGCCCUCUGAGAGAGAACCUUUUCCGCUUUGGAGAAUCCACUAGUGGGUUCAACUUCAGCUUCCAACCUGGCAUCAGCCCCUCCAAGUCUCCUGCUAAGCCUAACCAGAGCAGAGUGUCAGUGGGUACUGACGACGAACAGGAUGUAAGCCAGGAUGAGGAUAGGGAUGGCCAGUACUUUGAGCCGGUAGUCCCUCUGCCUGAUCUGGUGGAGAUUUCCACUGGAGAGGAAAAUGAACUGGUAGCCUUCAGUCACAGGGCCAAGCUGUAUCGCUACGAUAAGGAGCUGGGUCAGUGGAAGGAGAGGGGUAUUGGAGACCUCAAGCUCCUGCAGAAUUACGGCACCAAACGAGUGAGGUUGAUAAUGAGGAGAGACCAGGUACUUAAGAUCUGUGCCAACCACUGGAUCACAGCAGCCAUGAAGCUGGAGCCUAUGAAAGGCGCCGAAAAGGCCUGGGUCUGGAGCGCCAUGGACUUUGCAGAAGAAGGGGCGGGUAAUAUUGAGCAGUUGGCUGUGAGAUUCAAGCUGCAGGAUACAGCAAACACAUUCAAACAGGUCUUUGAGGAGGCUAAGGUCGCGCAAGAAAAAGAGGAACUUAUGACUCCAGCGACACCCGGAGUUGCCUCACCUCAAGACAGUGGACCUACAGAAUUGCCAAAGACUGAAACAGCUGUAUGUGGGAAGGCAGCCAUCGCCGUUCUGGAAGAGACCACAAAAGUACGUACAGAGCUUUUCCCCGAUGUUCAGCCGUGUGCACCAGAGUCUCCCACUCCAGCCAGCUUCUCAAAGACGGUGGUGUCGCCUCCCAAGUUUGUCUUUGGCACCGAUAGCCUUCAGAAGAUUUUUGGCUCUCCUAAAUCCGAGACAGAGGAAUCUGCGUCCGGUUUGAAAGCCAAAGAUGUGGGACGUCCCGCCAAGGCUACACUUGCAUCACCUGCAUUCAAAAUCCCAGGGAAAGGUCCCCCAAAGGCAGAGGGAGGUGAUGCAGGGUCGUAUGAGGACUCGGAAGUGGAGGUCGUGUACAUCAGAGAACCCACUGCUGAGCAGGCGGCUCUCGCUAGUAAACUCCUGCUGCCGCUCACCUUCUUCUGCUACCAGAAUGAACCCGGAUACUGCAGCGACGAUCAGACUGACGACGAGGAUUACGAGUCGGCAGUGAAAGCCCUGAAUGGAAAGCUCUACCGUGAUCUUCCUGUGAAAAAGGCUGCAGCAUGUAGUGAUGAGCCAGACUGCCAGGUGGUGUGGGAGAAGAAGCCAACGCCGCGGGAGGAGGAGAAGGCCAAGAGCCUUUUGCUUCCACCCACUUUCUUCUGCGGCCUCAGCACCACAGACAGCGACACAGACCAUGACAAGCCCGAAGACUUUGAGACGGAAGUCCGCAAGGCACAGCAGGACCUGGAUGCCGAGCUAAAUAAAGUGGGGAAAGCCUCCAGCAGCAGAGCCCCAGAGGAGCUGAUGCCAGGCCUGUCAUCCUGCAGCACUGACGCUGCAGGCAGCGUGUUUACACCACAGGAGCAGACCUCAGACCAGCCAGCCGAGACGCCGAGUCAAGCUCCGAUCAGCAGCAGCUGCCCCAUUGACCUGUCGACCAAGAAGAGCCCGGAGCCGGAGUCCAACACUGAAACUGCAGCUUUUACUGCUGCUACUACUACUGUAACCAGUCAAGACUCCGGCUUUGGCUUCAACACACUCGGUGGCUUCUCAUUCGCAGACCUGGCCCAUAACACAGAGGGGUUUGCGUUUGGAUCCCAAGACACCAACUUCUCGUGGGCAAAUGCUGGUGCGUCAGUAUUUGGGUCGGCCGUGUCUUCAGCACCAAAAAACACCGGUGAUGAGGGAAGUGAUGAAGAGGAGGCUUCUAAUAAUGAGGACAUUCACUUUGAACCAAUAGUGUCACUUCCAGAGGUGGAGACAAAGUCCGGAGAGGAGGACGAGGAAAUCCUGUUCAAGGAGCGCACCAAGCUGUACCGAUGGGACCGGGACCUGGGCCAGUGGAAGGAGCGCGGCAUCGGAGACAUCAAGAUCCUCUUCCACCCGGCCAAACGCUUCUACCGAAUCCUGAUGCGAAGAGAGCAGGUGCUGAGGGUUUGUGCCAACCACACCAUCUCCGAGACGAUGGAGCUCAAACCCAUGAACUCCUCAGCAAACGCACUGGUGUGGACCGCCACCGACUACUCAGACGGCGAUGGCGAAGUGGAGCAGCUGGCAGCCAAGUUCAAAACCCCAGAGAUAGCGGAAUCCUUCAAGAAGACGUUCUGCGAUUGUCAGAGCCGAAUCAGCAGUGACGACUCGUGCGUCACCUCGCCGCAAAUGUCAAGAGUUCAAGAGCAUUCCAGAGACAGUAAUCCACGGGUGUUCCUCAACGUGUCCGCCGACGGCCAGACACUGGGCACCGUCACCAUCGAGCUCUUCUCCCACAUUGUGCCCAAGACGGCAGAAAACUUCCGGGCCCUCUGCACCGGAGAGAAAGGCUUCGGACUGCGAGACUCCAUCUUCCACAGAGUCAUACCGGACUUCAUGUGUCAGGGCGGUGACAUCACAAACGCCGACGGCACAGGAGGCAAGUCCGUGUAUGGCAGCAAGUUUGAGGACGAGAACUUUGACAUCCGGCACACGGGCCCAGGUAUCCUGUCGAUGGCCAACCGGGGGCGCGACACCAACAACUCUCAGUUCUUCAUCACGCUGAAGAAGGCCGAACACCUGGACUUCAAACACGUGGCCUUCGGCUGGGUGCGGGACGGCAUGGACGUGGUGCAGCAGAUGGGAGAGCUGGGAACCAAGGGGGGCUUGCCCUCCAAGAAGCUGGUCAUCGCCGACUGUGGGCAGCUGUAGAUUUUUAAACGUUGUGAUAAAUAGUUUCAGUUUAGGUUAUAAGAGUCAAGGUGACUUUUGAUAACGACGUGCUCCCUGUGCGCUUCAUGCCCCUCUGCUAAAACUCAACCCACAGUCGUUAGGCGUCGACCACAGGUCACAACCUUGACCCCCAGUAGCCUGGAGUUAGAAGUUAUGCUUAAGCAAUUCUUUCAUAGAGAAUCAUUUUUUAAUCACGUGUACUAUGUGGGAGAAGGCACUUGGAGCAAUUGUGUAUAUCAUCAUCUGUCAAUAAAUACUCAUGUUUAUUUUGUGUGUAAAAUUGUACAUGGAACUACUUUUUUUAAUGUCUGUUUUUGUUCCUUUGUCUUGCAUGUGCUCCUUGUGAGUCGAGCUGUUCCUCUACGUAAGCUCCACUCUGUGUUUUCCCUCUUUUUGAACAAGUCUUAACUCAAACUAGAAGGUGAGGGGUUCUUCUGACCUCGCCUCCGCUCCACAUGCUGCCACUGUCCUUUUUGAAGUUUGGUUUCCCCCCCAGUGAAUUGUCUUUGUUCAGACGAAUUUCACAACGUGCAGGUAAUCGGAUUUCACGAUGUUCUCACUGUGUUGCUAAUGGGUGGAAUUAUUUCUGGUGUGGAUUUUACAAAGGUGAUGCAUUGUCAUUUAGGUGAUCGCACAAUAGAAAUGGUGCUUCUUGUACCAAACUAAUACGCUGACAAAGAAGAAAUAAAGUCGCUAAUCAAGUAA